This is a messenger RNA of Hyla sarda, 3795 nucleotides long. RefSeq names its product OCA2 melanosomal transmembrane protein (gene OCA2). Gene Ontology annotation, biological process: transmembrane transport; melanocyte differentiation; melanin biosynthetic process. The transcript has 27 exons. The record is from RefSeq and is a predicted model, not a curated record. Gene Ontology annotation, cellular component: melanosome membrane. Lineage: Eukaryota; Metazoa; Chordata; Amphibia; Anura; Hylidae. Bases 360 to 2927 code for a protein of 855 amino acids.
GUUGAACUGAGCAUGUGGUAUCACCUUAAUGGGUUGUUACCAAGGGCAUCAGGUUAUCAGGCACAUGGGGCAAUAUUGUUUAUUAUCACUAUGGUGACGGGUUCCACUGGUGUUAUAAGCACGUUAGGGGCCUGACGAAGCGCGUCACAGCGCGAUACGGUCCGUUGCCCAUCCCCCCCCCACGCCACCGCACCCUCCAGCUCUCCCGCACUGCUCGUGACCAGCAAUCUACAUGUCUUCUUGAUGAAAUAAAAGCCUGAAGAUUUCAAGAUGCAACCUACCUGACCUCUGCUCCCCCUUUCAGAAAAUUUCACAUUCCAGGACCUACAGAGACAUUAAAAGUGAUCCCCAACCAUAAAAUGUACCUUGAGAACAAUAAUGAUAUCCCAUGUAUAAGAAAACUGGAGGUGGAGCGAACACAGGCAAAUGCUUCACAUCAUACCAACUUGAGUGGUCGGGUGGGCACAGCAGCUGUGGCUGGUGAAUUCAAUGAGCUCAUACUUCUAGACAGCUUUCAAAGAGCGGCUGAAGCUAAAAGUGAGCAGGACAAGUCUUAUCAGAAUGGGCAAGAUUGUUGUGUUGCCUUUGGGGAAGACUUUGGUCCAACUCCUGUACAAGGAAGGUAUUCUUUUAAUCUGCCUAAACUGUUCAGCCCGGUAAAAGACAGUUAUACAGAGAAGACUCCUUUGUUAAAAUUCCAGUCAGAAAACAAGGGAUCAGAUUUCUUCUGUGGAACUGAAUCAUGGGAAAACAGCUCUUCCGAGUAUGAACAACGGUGUCGUCUUGGUAGUGAGGUUGGAAGUCUUUCUAGAUCUGCCUCCACUGAAAAAUAUGAAAAGUAUGAACUCCUUGACAACAUUCAAGAAAAACUGAAUUCUUCUAAGCUAAGGUGGUUCUUAAAAAAUCUUAAGAUUACUGGACUCUUCAUCAUUGUGGUUGCCUGUUCGAUAUUAUUUAGUACUUAUUCUGAUAAAAGCAGCCCCUGGCAGAUGUUGGCCCUGUCAUCUCUGGAAAGCUACACUGCAAAUCUUACGGACUUUCGAGGCGCUGCACUUCUGAAACUUGAAGUUGAUGGCCCAUUUGCUGGAGAUUUGAUUGAUCAACGUAAUGAAGAAUAUAUUCUUAUUCAAAUUGUGCAGCUGGAUGACCCCUUAUCUAGAAGACGUCGGCCUACACAGGUGAUACACAAUUGGACUCUGGCUCUGAAUCCGAGAAAAACAGAACAUAUUGUAAAAGAAAGAACAUUUGAAAUUUUAAACAGUGAAACGAUUUCAAUAAACAUUCAAGCAUUUCUUCAAGAGACUCAACUCGUUCCGCUGUCUGUAACUCAUCAAUAUCUUAGUGCGAGCAUUGAGACCCAAGUAACAAUUGCAGCCAUUAUCUUAGCAGGUGUUUAUGUGUUAAUCAUAUUUGAGAUUGUCCACAGAACUCUAGCAGCUAUGAUCGGCUCCUUGGCCGCGCUUGCAGCUUUAGCAGCAGUUGGUGACAGACCCAGCUUGGUGAAGGUAGUGGAGUGGAUUGAUUAUGAGACGCUCGCACUUCUCUUUGGAAUGAUGAUAUUGGUGGCAGUAUUCUCAGAAACUGGGUUUUUUGACUACUGUGCUGUAAAGGCUUAUCAGCUGUCAAGAGGAAGAGUGUGGCCUAUGAUAAUAAUUCUGUGUCUUAUCGCGGCCAUUCUCUCUGCAUUCUUGGACAAUGUCACCACAAUGCUGCUUUUUACCCCAGUGACAAUAAGGUUGUGUGAAGUACUUAAUCUUGAUCCCCGACAAGUUCUGAUUGCAGAAGUAAUCUUUACAAACAUAGGGGGCGCUGCUACUGCUGUUGGGGACCCGCCCAAUGUAAUUAUUGUAUCCAAUCAAGAGCUAAGGAAGGUGGGAUUGGACUUUGCUGGAUUCACAGGACAUAUGAUCAUAGGCAUAUGUCUGGUUCUUCUGGUAUCUUUCCCGUUUCUAAGAAUAUUGUAUUGGAACAAAAAACUUUACAAUAAAGAACCCAGUGAAAUAGUUGAAAUGAAACACGAAAUUCAUGUUUGGAAGUUGACUGCACAGAGAAUUAAUCCUGCUAGUCGUGAAGAAACUGCAGUCAAAUGUCUCCUAAUGCAAAAAGUUUUGACAUUGGAGAGUUUGCUGAGGAAGAAGCUUAGAACCUUUCAAAAACAAAUAUCACAAGAAGAUAAAAACUGGGAAACAAACAUUCAAGAACUACAAAAAAGGCAUAGGAUUACCGACAAGAUCCUUCUUAUCAAAUGUUUGUCUGUUCUGGGAUUUGUCAUCUUCAUGUUCUUCCUCAAUUCUUUUGUUGCUGCAAUCCACUUGGACCUUGGAUGGAUUGCAAUUUUGGGUUCCUUGUGGCUGCUUGUUCUUGCUGACAUUCAUGAUUUUGAAAUGAUUCUGCAUCGAGUGGAAUGGGCAACUCUGCUCUUUUUUGCUGCACUGUUUGUCUUAAUGGAGGCCUUGGCUAAUCUGCACUUAAUAAAUUACAUAGGGGAACAAACUGCAGUACUUAUAAAGGCGGUUCCUGAAGAUGAAAGGCUGGCGAUAGCCAUCAUACUGGUAGUAUGGGUUUCAGCUUUAGCUUCAUCUCUAAUUGACAACAUUCCUUUCACUGCUGCAAUGGGCAAUAUACAAGACUCUCUUUGGAUUUCCUACUGUAUUCCCGUGUUAAUAAAUUUAAGCCAGGAUGCAGAUGUUGAUCUACCUAUUAAACCGCUUAUUUUUGCCCUUGCCAUGGGUGCUUGUCUUGGAGGAAAUGGAACAUUGAUUGGGGCAUCAGCAAAUGUGGUCUGUGCUGGAAUUGCAGAGCAGCAUGGAUAUGGAUUUUCCUUUAUGGAAUUUUUCAGGUUGGGAUUCCCAAUGAUGAUUGUUUCCAUCACAAUUGGAAUGAGUUAUCUGUUGGUUUCACAUGUCUUAUUGAAUUGGAAUUCAUAAGCCACAGUACAAAAGAGGAUUCUACAGUUACACUGCUCUUAUGAAUCUAUGGUUGGAUCUGAAAGGCUAGUGGAAUUACAGAUUCCUGUUUCUCAUAAGUCUUUAUAAAAAGAAAAAGUUAGUUUAGUUGCUUUUUUGCAGUCUGCAUGUUAUCUGUUAUAGUAGUACAGGUUGCCCUGUCUGGUUUAUAGCGAAAUCUGUCAUAUGAGCUGUCUGGCAGUAAGGACUUCAGCCUCUCUCACCAUAGAAAUUCCUCAGUUUGGACAAUGCUGCAGAAUCCCAUUGGAAUCAAUGGGACUCUGCUGCAGCAACAUUUCUGUGCUGAAUAUUUCCAAGGAAUUCCACUCAGAAAUUCUGUCAUGUGAACAUAGCCUUAAGAUGACACUGUAGGUUGCACUAUACGUGAAAGGAUUCAAGCUACUGAAAAAAAAAAGUUUUAAAAAGACCUAUGGGAAAAUGUUUUGAAUAAUUACAAUGAAGUAAUGAAAAAUGCACCAGAAUGCAAACAAAUGUAUUAUUUAAUGGUCCAUGUUUAAUUGAAAAAAGUUAUGAAAACUUUGUGGAUAAAUUCCGUCAAUGUCAGUAUUUUUACCCUGUGAUUGUUCAGUUGUAUUUUCUUAGUAUGGUUUUCUCCAACCCAAAUAUUUUGGAAGUUUUACAAAUGACUUGAAGUUAUGGACAAAAUGUAGUAAAAAUCUACAUUAUUUGACACCAUUGAUCAGUUUUUGGUUGUUAAAUUAACAGAUUUUGUAACUUAUGAAAACAUGAAAAUGUCACUUCUCCUGUUGAGGUAUGUGACAUUGGUCCAUUCAAUGCAUACUGUAUACAAUCAUUGUACCUUUUGGGGAAAAAAUUUAAUAAAUCUGAA